AUGUUGAUUCAUACUUCAGCUGAUGAAUUUAUUAGUGAAAGCUCCCGAUCAAGCUUAAUCCUGAGCUCAUUUUCAAUGAAUCAUUUAUCAACAUCAUCUAAAAACCUAUAUAUCCAAUGACGACUAGCGGAGCUGAUUGCUGCGAUUUUUGCUGUGAUUGGAAUAAUAACUUCAACAGUUGAUUAUGAAAAAAGCUACUCAGACGAUCGAACACAUUCAAACUGCAAGGAAAACGAAGAAGAAGCCUUCAACUGAAUCACUUUUGCAUUUACAGUGAUUUCAUUAAUUUUUCUUUACAUUAGGCAUCAAUCCAAGCAACAAUGAUACAGGUUUCGCAGAAACCCUUUUCUAGUAAACACACUAAAAUAUGAUGAAUUCAAUCGCAUCAUCAGAAAAAAACGAAGACGACUCUCCAUGAGCUUUUUUAUGGAAUUCAUUAUUUUAUCAAUUUUCCCUUACCCUUAUAUACAUUGACCAGUUUACAUAAACCAAAACUACAGACUUGCUAAGGCAGAUGGAGAAAAUAACACAGUUGAAGUUUGCUAUAUAUUUACUGAAUUUUUAUAUGUAUUCAUGUAUGUGAGAGUCUUAUUUAUAUUCCGGGCUAUAUUUAAUUUAAGUUCUUAUCAAGAUGACCACGCAAGAUACUAUUGCGCUAAAUAUGAAGCUAAAUCAAAUGUAAGAUUUUCAAUAAGAUGCCUGAUGAAGACACAUCCUUUUUUUGUAGUUGCUGUUUUCAUUGUUCCAGGGUUCCUGUUGUUUGGGAUAUUUUUAAGGGUCUUUGAAAGGCCUUAUACAGAUAUUUCUGGAUUCGAUUUCGAGUCGUAUUCGAAUGCUGUGUGGUGCUGUGCAGAAGCAAUAGCAACAAUUGGAUUUGGAGAUCUAUAUCCGGGGACUCAUUUUGGAAGAAUGGUUACAAUUAUUUCUGCUUUAUGAGGAGCUUUCGCCUUUUCUAUGGUAGUGUUUAUACUGGAAACGUCAUUACAGCUAGACACCAGCCAAAAUAAAGCAUUUUAUGCUAUAAAAAGUACGAGGACCGCAGGCAUUGUAGCGAUUGACGCAUUCAGGCUUAAUCUCAUAAAGAAGAAAUAUGGGGUGAGAAGCAUGGGAUUUAAGCAGCAACUGCAAGAGCUGGAAAAAUCAUUAAAAGCAUUUCAUAAUACCAAUAAAAUGCUAAAUACCAUACAAAGUAAAGAAGAAGCUGGGCUUCUGCAGACAAAAUCCAAAUUCAAAAAAAUAAAAACAAGACUUUCUAGGAUAGAAUCAAAGCUUGACAAACUACUGGGAACAAUUAAUUAA
This is a messenger RNA of Blepharisma stoltei, 1299 nucleotides long. The record is from the annotation of a GenBank genome assembly. Lineage: Eukaryota; Ciliophora; Heterotrichea; Heterotrichida; Blepharismidae.